Molecule: messenger RNA, 5300 nt
Organism: Podarcis lilfordi (Lilford's wall lizard)
Lineage: Eukaryota; Metazoa; Chordata; Lepidosauria; Squamata; Lacertidae
Source: the annotation of a GenBank genome assembly
AUGUUGAUCCUAUCCUGUGCAUCCAAGUUGCAGUUGCUGGAGACGCUGCUGAAGAGAAACCUCCCUCAGACAGUUGCGGUAAUCUUGAGUUUUGUAAUCUGGUUUAAGAGCUAGGAAUGGGGGCAGGUUCCUGUCAACAUCUCUUGAUCUUUCUAAAACUCCACAUUUUGAAUCUGAGAACACCAUUAUAUGUUACAUUUUUAGGUGCAUGCCUUAAGAGUUUACGUUCAACACGAAGGUGCUUGAAAAUGUGUGUAUCAUGUUGAUAUGCUCAGCAGAGAGCUAGGAUUCGUGAGAAAUAUGUGUAAUAUGUGACACGGCCUUGUGGGCUCCUAGAUUUUGUUAAUCAGCUGGUUAACAGGAAGUCCUCAGUCAAGGUAAUACCAUUCAAGGGCUAGUCACUAACAGUGGGGAUUCAUGCAGCAGAUCAAAAUCUGAAUUAGGGGCCACACCACCGAUUCUCUCCUCAAAUGUUUGUCUCAGGCUGCUUCUUUCAGCUGGAACACCAAGGGAAAUCAACAGAUUCUCCUGUCCCUUGUGCUUGCUCAGAUCAGGACACCCCACUCAAGGCAUGCAGCAGAAACAAGCCUGACACACCAGACCCCACACAUUUCUCAUAGGCUGCCUCCUUCAACUGCAGCACCAACUCUGACAUCCUAUGACUUUUGACAGGUCUAUGGUGCAGUCGUGAAUAUAAACCGUGGGAACCCAGUGGGCCAUGAGGUGAUUGUGGAUUCUUGGCCGGAUUGCAAAGCGGUCCUGACUCGUCCACGGACGGAGGUAGUAGCCUUUGGGGAUUUUGUGGGGGGUGCUUUGUGGGAUGUCAGCAGGAAAUGCUGCGUGUUCUGUGCUGGGACUCUGAGCCAGGCUCAAAAUGAAAGGGGAUGUUGGCUCUUGUUUAGGAGGUAGAGCUGCCUUUCACCUUUGUGGUGCAUUGCACCAGGGCGCCGGCCUCUCAGGGCCGCCCCAGCAAGUGGGGGAGCUGCGUGGUUUUGCUGGCGGUCUCCCCUUUCCCUGCACGCCUGCCAGCUGUGCCCGCAGAGGCUUGGGAUGGAAGCUGUGCCCCGCCAACUAUAUGGCUGGCGGGUGCGCAGCCUCUGUGGGGAUUGCUCUCCUGCUGCAGCUUGUGGGAGAGUUAACCCCCCCCCCCAAGGCUGGCAGUGCGCACUCUCCUCCCCCCACUACCCGUGGUAAUUUGGGGGCAUGGGGAGGAUAUUUGAACCCUGGCAUCUGCUAAAGACAACCCUGUUAGGAGGGCACAUUUGGCAUUAGAGCAGGUCAAACUUCACCCAUCAUUUCAUCUCAACAUCAGGAAAAGCUUUACCUGUUAAAGUGUCAGGAAUUUUAACAGAAUAAAUUUGGCACAGGAAUUUUAACAGAAUAAAUUUGGCAACCUGAGAAGAACUGGUUAGAGAAGGAGAUGGCAGGGAGCCUAUCCUAAUGAGUUCCAUCUCUCUCUCUUUUAGGCCGAUACAGACAAUACAGAUUUGUAUAAAAACAUAUAUGCAGCCUUUUACUGGGAUCUUGAUGUGUACCGGAGACUGUUGCUGGACACAGAUGCUGUCAACUGGAAGCAAACCUUUCGUCUCUAUGGUAAAAGGCAGUUCUUUCUAAGGGAAAAGUUAUGAGAUGACAGAGUCCCCCCCCCCUUUUAAAUGACAUUACUGUCAUUAAUGUAAACUGUGGUGGCUGGUUCUCACUGGAACUGGUAGGGCAGAAGGCAGGGAGACCAACAUAGGUGGAUCCAGAACCCAUAAUAGGCAGCAUUUGCCUUCUACAAGAGGCAAAACUGAGACUGAGGAGGAAAUUGAUAGACGUGCCCCCCCCCCUGCAGAUUGGAUGAAAGUAAAAAGCAGGUGGGAAGAGCUGACUGUGGGCAGAUAGCGCUUGAUGAAGCAGGCCCCAUUCACCCUGAAAGACCAGCCUCCACUGAAUAUAAAUUGCAGGACCAGCACGGCCAUCAGGUGGAGUGAGGCAGUGGAUGCCCGAAGGUGGUACCCUCGCUUGCCCCAAUAAUAAUAGUAAUAAUAGUAAUAAUAAUAAUAUGAAUGCUUUUAAAAUGUCGAUAUCAGGUGUCAAAUUGGAAGAUGGGUAGGGGGCUUUAACAUUUUGCCCCCUACUGUGGUCCUGAUGCACUGAACAACUUCUUGCCCUAUCCUCAAAAAGCAUGACGGAGGAAUUCAAGAUAGAAAAAGGGACACGACAAGGUUGCCCAAUCUCCCCAUUGCUUUUUAUAUCGGUCCUGGAGGUCCUGCUGAAUAUGAUUAGAAGGGACCAAUUGGUUAAAGGUAUAGAAGUCGGAGCUAAACAGUACAAAUUGAGAGCAUUUGCAGAUGACUUAGUAUUGACACUACAGGAGCCAGAAUCUAGUACUAAAAGGGUUUUGGAACUGAUUCAAGAAUUUGGUCAGGUUGCAGGAUUUAAACUGAAUAAGUUAAAAACAAAGGUCUUAGAGAAAAAUUUAACAGCGAUUGAGAGAGAGAGGUUUCAGAAUGAGACAGGUUUAACAGUGGUUAAGAAAGUGAAAUACCUGGGGAUUAACAUGACAGCUAAAAAUGGGAAUCUAUUUAAAGACAAUUAUGAAAAAUGUUGGGCUGAAGUGAAAAAGAUUUAGAAAUUUGGUCAAAUUUGAAGCUUUCACUGCUAGGCCGUAUUGCUGCGAUAAAAAUGAAUGUAUUGCCUAGAAUGUUGUUUUUGUUUCAAACAUUGCAAAUUUUGGACAAAAUGGAUUGCUUCAAGAAGUGGCAGAGAGAUAUCUCUAGAUUUGUCUGGCAGGGCAAGAAGCCCAGAAUAAAAUUUAAAAUACUAACGGAUGCAAAGGAAAGAGGUGGAUUUGCCCUGCCAGACCUUAAACUUUAUUAUGAAUCAGCAGCUUUUUGCUGGCUGAAAGAAUGGCUGCUUCUUGAAAACACAGACAUUUUGGACUUAGAAGGUUUUAAUAAUGUAUUUGGAUGGCAUGCAUAUUUGUGGUAUGAUAAGGUCAAAGCACAUAAAGCAUUUAAAAAUCAUAUUGUCAGGAAAGCAUUGUUUAAUGUCUGGAUAAGAUAUAAGGAUCUAUUGGAAAAUAAAACCCCAAGGUGGCUGUCACCGAUGGAAGCGAAAGCACAGAAAAAGCUCAAUAUGGAGGCCAAAUGGCCGAAAUAUUGGGAAAUUCUGGAACCAGAGGGAGAUAGAUUGAAACUGCAGAGUUUUGAGAAACUAAAAAAACAAAGUGCGAGAUUGGCUUCAUUAUUAUCAGAUAAUGGAGGCAUAUAAUUCGGACAAGAAAAUUGGCUUCCAGGUGGAAAAAUCAAAAUUAGAAACAGAACUGUUAGAACCCAAAACUAAGAUUUUGUCAAAGAUAUAUAACUUGCUGUUGAAAUGGAAUACUCAGGAUGAAACGGUGAAAUCUGCUAUGAUUAAAUGGGCACAAGAUGUUGGACAUAACGUAAUGAUGGCUGACUGGGAACAAUUAUGGACCACAGGUAUGAAGUUUACGGCAUGUAAUGCCUUAAGAGAAAAUAUUAUGAAAAUGAUUUACAGGUGGUACAUGACACCAGUCAAGCUUGCAAAAAUCUAUCAUUUGCCCGAUAAUAAAUGCUGGAAAUGUAGAGAAACUGAAGGUACAUUCUAUCACCUUUGGUGGACGUGCCCGAGGAUUAAGGCUUUCUGGGAGAUGAUUUAUAAUGAAAUGAAAAAGGUAUUUAAAUAUACCUUCUUGAAGAAACCAGAGGCCUUCCUCCUGGGCAUAGUCGGCCAAUUGGUGCCAAAGAAGGACAGAACUUUCUUUAUGUAUGCAACAACAGCAGCAAGAAUACUUAUUGCAAAAUAUUGGAAGACACAAGAUUUACCCACCCUGGAAGAAUGGCAGAUGAAGGUGAUGGACUAUAUGGAAUUGGCGGAAAUGACUGGCAGAAUCCGAGACCAGGGAGAAGAGUCGGUGGAAGAAGAUUGGAAGAAAUUUAAAGACUAUUUACAGAAAUACUGCAAAAUUAAUGAAUGUUAGAAUGAUGUCAGAAUGAAGUUAAGUUGUUUUAGCAGCAAUGUUAUAAAGGUGUAUGUAAAAAUGGAUUGUUAAUAGGUGAGAAUCUAAAGCUAUAAUAUAUUAUGUUAAAGGAUUAAGACAAAAACAAAGAGGGAAAGGAAUUGCUGAAUUAACCAAUUGAACUGGAAUACAAAAAAGGGAGGUGAGAGGAGGUCAGGGAAGCAAGGAAAUGAAAUGUAAGGCACGGAAAGAUUGAUUUGUUUUUAAGUGUUUUUUAUUUUUUUUCCUGUAUUUUGUAUUUUUUUCUUUUUUCUUUUUUCUCUUGUUUCUUUUCUUUUUAUCUAUGUAAUCUUUUGUUUCUGAAACUUUAAUAAAUAUCAUUUAAAAAAAAACCAUACACAUAUAUCCUUCUCUUUGCUGUUGAAUAUUUUACUAUUUUACAGGGUACCAGAAUGGGAUCUAUGAUGUCUCUAAAGAUGCUGCUGCCACCAAGAAAAUUCAUCUGACUGCAACUCCCCACUUCACCUACCUGAACCCUAACCCAGAUAAAAUGCCUCAGCGCCAGUAAGUGUCCACCUUGCUCCCCCCCUUUCUUCCUUUCUGCUUGAGGAACUGGUUAACCUGUGGUGCUUCCAGUUGGAGAAUCUCCAUAGCCAAAAUACUAUGGUCAAACCUUGCAUUCACUCUUUCCAAGUCUGCCUUCUCCUGGCUGGCACAGCAAAGUUUCCUAAAAAUGUUUUGUCUAUUAAUGGCUAUGUUGACACCAUAAAGCAGCCCAUGUGUGCAAAAGCAAAAUGGUUUCCUGCUUGCGACUUACUCAGGUUGCUGGCCAGUGUUAACAUGUGUUGGACUAGAUGAUCUGAGCCAAAAAGGUGGUUCCUGGGUUCUUCCAACAUCUCUGUCUAUAUUGUUCUUGCCUGUCUUUUCUUCCAGGCUAGAUCCCAGCUUCACAAUUUCCACCUUGAAAAGCUCCCAUGUUGACAUCCUAAAUGAAACAUGGCACCAUGGGGGCAAUGAACAAAGCCGACGGUACCUGGACAACAUGGUGAAGUGCUUCCCCAAUAUCUGCAUCCUGGACAGCAAUGGUCAUCCUAUCAGCUGGGGCAUCACAGAUCCUAUUGGUGCACAAAUACAUGGCUACACCCUUCCAUCCCACCGCCAAAGGGGCUACUUAGCUAUAGUAUUGAGGGCACUGUCCAUGAAAAGCCAUGUGGCAGGGUGCCCUGUAUAUGGCCAUACUGCCAUGAAUAAUGUCCAAAUGCAGAGGUUGCUGGAAUAUAUGGGCUUCCAGAGAUUAUCUGAAUUGUGUCAUCUCUGCAUACAUUCUUCAGUUUAG